CUAUCAUGUACUCAAAUUUUGCCAGCCUCGUCUUUACUCACACUUCUAACAUCAUGAUCAUUCAUUGAUGCUUUUGUUGUCAAGAGCUUUCUCCUUUCUGAUCUGAGGGUCUUUCCCGACGAUUCAAUGUCUCCUGGCCCUGAUUCUGUAAAGCCACGAGAUGUCUGUGUUGUUGGUGUCGCGCGGACGCCAAUCGGUGCUUUCCUUGGCACUCUUUCAUCUAUUUCAGCGACGGAGCUUGGUUCUAUAGCAAUUAAGUCUGCUCUCAAGAGAGCAAAUGUAGAUCCAUCACUCGUGCAAGAGGUGUUCUUUGGGAAUGUUCUCGCUGCAAAUUUAGGGCAAGCCCCUGCCAGACAGGCUGCCUUAGGUGCGGGCAUACCUUCAUCUGUAAUCUGCACUACUAUUAACAAAGUUUGUUCAGCAGGUAUAAAAGCUACUAUGCUUGCAGCGCUGACAAUACAAUCGGGCAUUCAUGACGUUGUCGUGGUUGGUGGUAUGGAAAGCAUGUCUAAUGCACCCAAGUAUAUGGUACAAGCAAGGAAGGGAUCUCGGGUAGGGCAUGAUACUAUCGUUGAUGGUAUGAUCAAGGAUGGCCUUUGGGAUGUUUAUAAUGACUUCGGUAUGGGUGUUUGUGCUGAGCUAUGUGCUGAUCUUCAUGACAUAACAAGAGAGGAGCAGGAUUCUUAUGCGAUAGAAAGCUACGGGAGAGCAAUUUCUGCUCAAAAUUCUGGUCAUUUUACAUGGGAGAUAGUUCCGGUUGAAGUCUCUGCAGGAAGAGGGAAGUCCUUCACCUUUAUUGAUAAAGAUGAAUGUUUGGGAAAGUUUGAUGCUGCAAAGCUAAAGAAGCUUAGGCCAAGCUUCAAGGAGGAUCUGGGUUCUGUAACUGCUGGCAAUGCUUCUAGCAUAAGUGAUGGCGCUGCCGCAUUAGUGCUAGUGAGCGGAGAGAAGGUGCUUCAGCUUGGAUUGCAAGUAAUAGCUAAGAUAAAGGGAUAUGCAGAUGCAGCUCAGGCACCGGAGGUAUUCACAACUGCGCCGGCUCUCGCAAUACCAAAAGCCAUAUCAAAUUCUGGUUUGGAGGCUUCUCAAAUUGAUUAUUAUGAAAUAAACGAAGCCUUCUCUGUUGUAGUUCUUGCGAAUCAAAAGCUUCUUGGUCUUAAUCCUGAGAAAGUUAACGUGCAUGGUGGAGCUGUAGCAUUGGGACACCCCUUGGGCUGCAGUGGAGCUCGUAUCUUAGUAACACUGUUAGGGGUACUGAGACAAAAGAAGGGGAAGUAUGGGGUUGCUGCUAUCUGCAAUGGAGGAGGAGGGGCGUCUGCUCUCGUCUUUGAGCACAUGCCAGUUUCCAAGGUUGGACUUUCUUCAUUAUGAGGAUGGUUGGAGAAUAAUUAAUGCAUUGUAAUUCUGUUGAAGAAAGAAUGGCUAUACUUUUGAUUUACAUGUUGCAUUGUGUUGUAUUUAUUUAUUUAUCUUCUAA
Messenger RNA from Neltuma alba, 1474 nucleotides. Its product is annotated as probable acetyl-CoA acetyltransferase, cytosolic 2. Gene Ontology annotation, biological process: fatty acid beta-oxidation. The coding region runs from base 127 to 1368 and encodes 413 amino acids. Gene Ontology annotation, molecular function: acetyl-CoA C-acetyltransferase activity. NCBI's taxonomy places the organism in Eukaryota, Viridiplantae, Streptophyta, Magnoliopsida, Fabales, Fabaceae. The transcript has 14 exons. Gene Ontology annotation, cellular component: mitochondrion. The record is from RefSeq and is a predicted model, not a curated record.